Messenger RNA from Pteropus alecto (black flying fox), 4715 nucleotides. RefSeq names its product zinc finger RNA binding protein (gene ZFR). Gene Ontology annotation, molecular function: single-stranded RNA binding; zinc ion binding; double-stranded RNA binding. The transcript is spliced from 20 exons. Gene Ontology annotation, cellular component: precatalytic spliceosome. Bases 122 to 3343 code for a protein of 1073 amino acids. The record is from RefSeq and is a predicted model, not a curated record. Lineage: Eukaryota; Metazoa; Chordata; Mammalia; Chiroptera; Pteropodidae.
CGCGGGGGGCGCCUGCGCAGUGCGGCGGGAGGCGGCGGUCUGUUCUCCGCUGAGGAGGAGCGGGGCAGAGGAGGGAGGCAGCGGGUGAGAGUUCAGAGUUCAGCAGCAGCAGCCCGAGCCCAUGAUUCCCAUAUGCCCUGUAGUUUCUUUCACCUAUGUGCCCAGCCGGCUGGGGGAAGAUGCCAAAAUGGCGACCGGCAACUACUUUGGAUUCACCCACAGCGGGGCGGCGGCGGCGGCGGCUGCGGCCCAGUAUAGCCAGCAGCCAGCUUCGGGUGUAGCCUAUUCUCAUCCAACUACAGUUGCUAGCUACACUGUCCAUCAGGCUCCAGUAGCUGCUCACACAGUUACUGCUGCCUAUGCACCAGCAGCUGCCACAGUUGCAGUUGCCAGACCUGCUCCAGUAGCUGUUGCAGCUGCUGCAACAGCUGCUGCUUAUGGAGGCUACCCCACUGCACACACAGCAACGGAUUAUGGUUAUACCCAGAGGCAACAAGAAGCACCACCACCACCACCCCCAGCUACUACACAGAACUACCAGGACUCGUACUCAUAUGUAAGAUCCACAGCUCCUGCUGUAGCUUAUGAUAGUAAGCAGUACUACCAACAGCCAACAGCAACUGCUGCUGCUGUAGCUGCUGCUGCCCAGCCUCAGCCUUCUGUUGCUGAAACCUACUAUCAGACAGCCCCCAAAGCAGGUUAUAGCCAAGGUGCAACUCAGUAUACACAAGCCCAGCAAACUCGACAAGUGACAGCCAUAAAACCAGCCACACCAAGUCCAGCUACCACUACUUUCUCCAUUUAUCCUGUAUCUUCCACCGUACAGCCAGUAGCAGCUGCAGCUACUGUGGUGCCAUCCUAUACCCAGAGUGCUACUUACAGUACCACGGCAGUUACUUAUUCUGGUACAUCUUAUUCAGGUUAUGAAGCAGCAGUGUAUUCAGCUGCAUCCUCCUACUACCAACAGCAGCAGCAGCAACAGAAGCAGGCAGCAGCAGCAGCUGCUGCUGCUGCUGCAACAGCUGCCUGGACAGGGACCACCUUUACUAAAAAAGCACCAUUCCAAAAUAAACAACUGAAACCAAAACAGCCUCCCAAACCACCCCAGAUUCACUAUUGUGAUGUUUGUAAGAUCAGCUGUGCUGGACCACAGACUUACAAAGAACAUUUAGAAGGACAGAAACAUAAAAAAAAAGAAGCCGCAUUGAAAGCCUCACAAAAUACCAGCAGCAGCAGCAACUCUACUCGUGGGACUCAAAAUCAGCUCCGUUGUGAGCUCUGCGAUGUGUCUUGUACAGGAGCAGAUGCAUAUGCUGCCCACAUUCGUGGUGCGAAGCAUCAGAAAGUGGUUAAAUUACACACAAAACUUGGUAAACCCAUUCCUUCAACAGAACCAAACGUCGUUAGUCAAGCUACUUCUUCAACAGCUGUGUCUGCUUCAAAACCGACUGCCUCUCCUUCCAGCAUUGCAGCAAGCAAUUGUACUGUGAACACUUCAUCGAUUGCAACAUCUUCAGUGAAAGGUCUUACAACUCCAGGAAACUCGUCUCUUAAUAGCACAUCUAACACUAAAGUAUCAGCAGUGCCUACAAAUAUGGCUGCUAAGAAGACAUCUACACCCAAAAUAAACUUUGUGGGUGGUAAUAAGCUGCAAUCAACAGGAAAUAAAACAGAAGAUUUAAAAGGAACCGAAUGUGUUAAAAGCACUCCUGUCACUUCUGUACAGAUUCCAGAAGUAAAGUCAGACACAGUGUCAGAACCAGUCACACCUGCAUCUCUUGCUGCUUUGCAGAGUGAUGUGCAACCAGUGGGCCAUGACUACGUGGAAGAGGUACGAAAUGAUGAAGGAAAAGUAAUUCGAUUCCAUUGUAAAUUAUGUGAGUGCAGCUUUAAUGAUCCCAAUGCUAAAGAGAUGCACUUAAAAGGGCGAAGACACAGACUUCAAUAUAAAAAAAAAGUCAAUCCAGAUUUGCAAGUGGAAGUAAAGCCCAGUAUUCGAGCAAGAAAGAUUCAAGAAGAAAAAAUGAGGAAACAAAUGCAAAAAGAGGAGUAUUGGCGAAGACGAGAAGAAGAAGAACGCUGGAGAAUGGAAAUGAGACGUUACGAAGAGGACAUGUACUGGAGAAGAAUGGAGGAAGAACAGCAUCAUUGGGAUGAUCGCCGCCGAAUGCCUGAUGGUGGCUAUCCUCAUGGUCCCCCAGGUCCAUUAGGACUUCUGGGAGUCCGACCAGGCAUGCCUCCUCAGCCGCAGGGACCUGCACCCUUACGUCGUCCUGACUCAUCAGAUGACCGUUAUGUGAUGACAAAACAUGCAACCAUUUAUCCAACUGAAGAGGAAUUACAGGCAGUUCAGAAAAUCGUUUCCAUCACUGAGCGUGCUUUAAAACUUGUUUCAGAUAGUUUGUCUGAACAUGAGAAGAGCAAGAGCAAAGAGGGAGAUGAUAAGAAAGAGGGAGGUAAAGACAGAGCUUUAAAAGGAGUUUUGCGAGUGGGAGUAUUGGCAAAAGGAUUACUGCUCCGAGGAGAUAGAAAUGUCAACCUUGUUUUGCUGUGCUCAGAGAAACCUUCCAAGACAUUAUUAAGCCGUAUUGCAGAAAAUCUACCCAAACAACUUGCUGUUAUAAGUCCCGAGAAGUAUGACAUAAAGUGUGCUGUGUCCGAAGCGGCAAUAAUUUUGAAUUCGUGUGUGGAACCCAAAAUGCAAGUCACUAUCACCCUGACAUCUCCAAUUAUUCGAGAAGAGAACAUGAGGGAAGGAGAUGUAACCUCGGGUAUGGUGAAAGACCCACCGGACGUCUUGGACAGGCAAAAAUGCCUUGACGCUCUGGCUGCUCUACGCCACGCUAAGUGGUUCCAGGCUAGAGCUAAUGGUCUGCAGUCCUGUGUGAUUAUCAUACGUAUUCUCCGGGACCUAUGUCAGCGAGUUCCAACUUGGUCUGAUUUUCCAAGCUGGGCUAUGGAGUUACUAGUAGAGAAAGCAAUCAGUAGUGCUUCUAGUCCUCAGAGCCCUGGAGAUGCACUGAGAAGAGUUUUUGAGUGCAUUUCUUCAGGGAUUAUUCUUAAAGGUAGUCCUGGACUUCUGGAUCCUUGUGAGAAGGAUCCCUUUGAUACCUUGGCAACAAUGACUGACCAGCAGCGUGAAGACAUCACAUCCAGUGCACAGUUUGCAUUGAGACUCCUUGCAUUCCGCCAGAUACACAAAGUUCUAGGCAUGGAUCCAUUACCCCAAAUGAGCCAACGUUUUAACAUCCACAACAACAGGAAACGAAGAAGGGAUAGCGAUGGAGUUGAUGGAUUUGAAGCUGAAGGGAAAAAAGACAAAAAAGAUUAUGAUAACUUUUAAAAAGUUUCUGUAAAUCUGCAGUGUUAAAACAACAGGUGCCCAUUUGUUGGCUUUUUCAUUCAUAAUAAUGUCUACUUUGAAAACAUUUAUCAAGAAUUUAAAGAAUUUCAUGGAAGAACCAAGUUUUUCUAUGACAUUAAAAUCUUAAUGUACAGUGUUAGGUAUUAUAUGAAUGGAAAGAUACCACCCUUCCCACCCCCCUCACCCCCUAUCCCCCAAAAACUGUGCUCCAACUAGGGGGAAAACAAUGGUUCAGAUUUUUUUCCCCAUUAUUUUGCUUUUAUUUACUGGUUGCCCUAGUUCCCCCUAUUUUUUGUGUCUUUUAUUAACUAGUCUUAUUAAAUCUUUACUGUAUUUAAUGCAGUAUUUGUGCUUCAGUUGCUAUGUGUAUUUUGAGAUUUUUAUUUAGAGGUUUGGUUUGUUUUUUGACACUAGUUGUUACUUUGUGUUAUAGAUGAUAUCCUUUGCCCCUUAAUAUUUUACAGCAGUACGUUUUUUUGUAACGUGAGACUGCAGAUUUUUUUUUCUUUCAUUUUGUUAUUCUAUGUGAUGGAUUUCAACACAAAAAGUUAUCCUGCCAUUUAAGUGCUCAGAACUGAAUGUUUCUGCAGAUCUUGUGGCAUUUGUCUCUCUAGUGUGAUAUAUAAAAGUGUAAUUAAGACAGAUUUCUGUUAAUCUAAUCAAGUUUGCUGUUAGUUGUGCAUUAGCAGUAUAAAAGCUAAUAUAUACUAUAUGGUCUUGCAACAGUUUUAAAGCCUCUACAUAAUUAAUAAAAUGCAUGACAUUUUUGUUUUUAAUAGACUUUUAAAAUUAUAAUUUUAGGUUUGACACGUAGAUCUUUGUACAGUUGACUUUUUGACAUAGCAAGGCCAAAAAUAACUUUCUGAAUAUUUUUUUCUUCUGCAUAAGUGGAAAGGGCAUUUUUCAUACUAUAAGUGGGCUAACCAAUAUUUUGAAAAGAACUUUAUCAUUGUGCAACUAACAACAGUAACUAGCCCUUAAUUAUGAUGACAGUCUUUAUUGGUGUGUGUGAGAUUACUCUAGCAAUUAUUACAGUAUAACACAGUUGAAUGAGUCCUUCCCCCUCCGCCCCACACCCCAUCACCCAGAUAAUUUACAGUUCUAUUAACAGUGAGAUUGAUAAAGUAUUACUGAUAAAAAAUUAAGAUUAUCUAAGGGGAAAAAAAACAAUUAUUUGGUGUGGCCAUCUUACAUGCUUAUGUGUCCUACAAAAAGCUAAAUAUUCUAGCAGCGGUGUAAUGAAAAGUUACAUCUUACUGUUGAUGUAUGUAUGCUCUGGUACACAGAUGUCAUUUUGUUGUCACAGCACUACAGUGAAAUACACAAAUAAAAACUUAAAUUCAUGUAAUGA